UACAGUUAAAGAAUCUGUUAACAUAACACACACUUCUUACACCUGAGGGACCACAAAAGUAUGUUUCUUUGAAGUCAGAUACACUGCAUAUAGACAUCAAACAGUUCAUUUAAAAUGUUUUUUCUUUUAUCCUUCUUUAAAAACAAUUUUGGGAACUUACAGCUACAGAAAUGUUCAGAACAAAGGCUUGGAUCCAAGGACUCACCCUACUGCUGCUGGUUUUAUUGUCUGUACACAUUCGCUACUGCCGAACUCAACAAAAAGGCUUGGAAGAGCUGAGACUCAUUCUGAUCGGAAAAACUGGAUCAGGGAAGAGCGCAUCUGGAAACACCAUCCUGGGGGAUCCAAGUGCUUUUAAAAUAAACAUGUCCCUUGAGUCUGUUACCAAUAGCUGUCACAGAAAAGAGGUCACAAUAGAUGACAGAAAAAUUGUAGUGAUUGACACUCCAGGGCUGUAUGACACAACCAAAUCACAAGAUGAAGUGAAAUUAAACAUUGAGGAGUGCAUUGAGGAGUCAGUUCCUGGACCCCAUGCUUUUCUUUUAGUGAUCAGUCUGAAGUCAAGGUUCACAAAAGAAGAGCAGAACACUGUGAAGUGGAUCCAGGAUAACUUUGGUGAAGAAGCUUCUAUGUAUACGAUAGUUCUGUUUACACAUGCUGACUUGCUGGAGGAAAAAGCUCUUUAUGACUGUUUGAGAGAAAGCAAACCUGUACGAAUGCUGAUAAACCAAUGUGGGGGAAGAUACCAUUCACUCAUCAAUAAGCAGAGACAGAACAGGACCCAAGUCAGAGAACUCCUAGAUAUAAUAGAGGAAAUGGUUUACUUCAAUGGUGGAAAUCACUACACCAAUGAGAUGUACCAGAAAGCCCAGAAGAAACUGAAAGACAAAGAAGGGUGGUUUUGUGUACUUGCACCUAUUGUUAGUUUUGGAAAUCUAGAAUGUAGCAAAGAUGAUCACUAAAGAACAGGAACUAACAGAUCGGAUAGACAAAAAGGUAUGACAAAAAACGUGUAUAACAGGUUUGCCAUGAGAGCAUAAAGAUUAAAGAUUCUCACACACAUUGCAGCUUUUCUCAGUCACUUUGUUGGAGUUCUUACAAAAAAGUCAUUCUUGCAACUUUUAAUGUAGUUUUUAUUUCCCCACCCACAUUAGCCUUUGUCCUCAUUUUUAUACAUGUUUCACUACUAAAGAUAUUUGUUACUGUGUUGAUGUACUUUUCACUUGAAUCUCAUAGCUCGUCAAAACAGUUUGUACUUUUGUGAGUCAGAGCUCUAGAUGUCCUACUUUUCUGAAUACUGUUUAACAGCAUUAGUGUUUUCAGUUAAAUUACUUCAAACUUUAAAA
This is a messenger RNA of Haplochromis burtoni (Burton's mouthbrooder), 1346 nucleotides long. RefSeq names its product GTPase IMAP family member 7. The transcript has 2 exons. The record is from RefSeq and is a predicted model, not a curated record. NCBI's taxonomy places the organism in Eukaryota, Metazoa, Chordata, Actinopteri, Cichliformes, Cichlidae. Bases 171 to 962 code for a protein of 263 amino acids. Gene Ontology annotation, molecular function: GTP binding.